This is a messenger RNA of Trichosporon asahii var. asahii CBS 2479, 891 nucleotides long. RefSeq lists its product as uncharacterized. The transcript has 4 exons. NCBI's taxonomy places the organism in Eukaryota, Fungi, Basidiomycota, Tremellomycetes, Trichosporonales, Trichosporonaceae. The coding region runs from base 1 to 891 and encodes 296 amino acids. The record is from RefSeq and is a predicted model, not a curated record.
AUGAAGUUCUCAACUCGAAACGCCUUCUACCUCCGAGCCUCGAACUAUCGGAUAGUGCCAUUGUUCUUGUACUUGGACGAACGACAUGUGGACUGGAUGUCGGAUCGUGUGCUCCAGCUGGUCAUCGCAGACCUCAAGGAUAACAUCAGCUACAAUGAGGACGGCGAAGAGGAGGUCAACAUCGAGGAGGAUGAGGUUCUCGUUAAGGACGAGCCUGUGACUCCUCCGGGUGAGCCAGCGGACGAUACCGCCCCGCCAACGGCGAUUGAAGCAGAGGCAGAGGAGGACCCAGAUGAACGCGGAGAACUCGACAUUAAGCAGAUGAAACCUGACGUUUCUCUCUCGUAUCAAGGCAAAGCCGUAUCCGCCUUUGCCGCCCAGUCAAUACGCUCCGCCGGCGUCACGGCUGUCGACGCGCAAUACACGUCUGCAACCCCUGCACCGCCGCAACGGGGCCCGACGCCCUCGAUGCGCAACAUGCGAAACGCUUCCCGCUCUGUGUCCGUCGCUCAAACCCCAGGGCCGUCGGCGUCAGGCAGGGGUUGGAGCGCGACGCCAGGCCCGGGCGCCUCUGGUGGUGGACGCAGUGCGACACCAUUGUUCUACCCCGCUGAUACGUCGUACGAUCUCGACGAGGAGGACGAGGAGGCGCAUGAGGAGUACACACAGGCACUGCGGGAAGGGCGCCUCAGGCUCCCGAGUGUUGCUCCGAGAGAAGACGAGGACGAGGACGAGAAUCCAGAUGAUGUCCCUGAUGGCAUUGAGAAAAUGGGCGAGAGAAUGAUGCUCAGUAGUAUCAUCGAAGAGGGCGUUGUUAGAAACUACGGAGGCUGGGAGGAGAGGGCUGAGGGGGAAGACAGCGACGUUUUGGGUAGGCAAGACCCGGAGUAG